Molecule: messenger RNA, 7443 nt
Organism: Penaeus vannamei (Pacific white shrimp)
Lineage: Eukaryota; Metazoa; Arthropoda; Malacostraca; Decapoda; Penaeidae
Source: RefSeq, a predicted model, not a curated record
UCGCGUACCAGGUUCGCACUAGAUUCGCCCGCCCAGGGACAGAAUUUGAAUAUACGGCGAAAUAAACCAAGAUAAUCGAUUUAAAUAUGAAUAACAAGCAACAUUAGUUAUUCAUAGCAAACAAGCCAUCGUCUGGAAGGAAAAUGACAGCAUGUACGAGUGAAAACACGGAGGAAAUGGCGAACGAGAGCGAAUAUGUAGAGGAGCCAGAGCUGUUUGUGAUGGAGUCGCUCCAGCCGAUGCUCUUUUCCAUCCGCGUCUGUCCCACCAAGGCCGCCCUGCAGAGGAUCAUUGAGGAUCACGGAGGAGAAUUAACGUCAAAGGUGGGAGGGCCACACACACUACGUCUGUUGCCCAUAGGAGAGAAAAGCUUCUCUGUGAGCAGUGAUGUGUUCAGUGCCCAGUAUAUAUAUGACUGUGUUAAGGAAAAAAGACUUCUGGAUCCAAGCAAAUACAGAGUAAAUAAGAACUCAUGUUACACUGAUGACAUCAAAGUCCUGGACAUCAUCCGAGGUGUGCGUUCUUGGGCAGACUGUGUGCGUGUGGAGAUUGAAGGUCCAGAGGAUGUGAGUGACUUCAGUGAUGAUGAAAACUUCAAUGUCUUGAUGCAGAACAGGACAUGGAAAACAGGCAGACGCCCGUACAGCCGCAAUGAACAGAAAUCUAUCCUAGAGUUCAUCAUCAAAAACAAACGCUAUGGAGAGGUCAAGGGUAAUGUCCUGUGGAAGGAUAUGGAAAAACGUAAGGUGUGUCCCCUGAGAUCAUGGGAGUCCAUGAAAGAGCAUUAUCGCAAAGUCAUAAUAACUGAUCUCGCUCCCUACCAGCUCUCAAAGAAAAUAGAAGCAAAGCUCUACAAAGGAUAUACUGAUGGUAAAUAUCAUAAAGAAAGUUCAGAUGAUGAUGAAGGUUCUGAAGUGGAAACAGAAGAGAAAGCUGACAAUGGAAAAGAAAAAAGAGACAAGGAAAGUGCAUGUGAAAGCAGUGACAAGGAGAAUCCCAUUGGGAAUCUUAUUUUACCAGAGUUAAGAAAAGAUCAGAGAGGAAAGGCUGUCACACAGAAGGAAGUGUCAAGUGAUCCAAAAGAAACACAAGUAGAAGAUGAGCAAUCAGAAUUAACGUGGCAGGAGGAGGCAGACAUAGAAGAUGAGGAGGAAACAGAAGAUGAGGAUCAAGAGGAGGCAGAUGAAGAAGGGAUCAAAAAGACAAUGAAUGACAUCAUGUAUGACGAAGUGGAACGUCAGGUAGCCUCAUUUGAUGCUGGAGUUGCAAAUUGCACACAGUCAUUUGAAGUUGUUUUGGCAGAUGGUGAGUUUGAGAAUCCCCCAAAGCAAACAGAUAACUAUCUGAAAGAACUUGCUGAUGACUGGGAAGAAUCUAGAGGAUCGUUUCCCGGCCAGUCUCAAAAUAAGGAAGAAAAUGCAGCAGCGUGUGCUGAGAACAAGCAGGAGAGAGGCAGAAGUGAAAGUGCACUCACUGGAAAUUUGCAAAAGAGCACACGUGAUGAAGAUGGGACACAGGAUAGGGAAGGAGUAUUUUCUUCAAGUGAUCCUGAUGAACAGUCCCAUCAGGUUGUUGAUGCAGAGAUCCCAAGCUCAGAAAGUACAAGUAAAAUUGUCAAAACCAAAAAGAACACUGACAUGUUCACAGAGAAGGAAGCAGAGGAAAUAGCCAACUAUCUCAUAGAGAUGUCAAACUCAGAUCCAUGGGAGGAACCAGCUGUUACAGACCUGAAGCAUAAUAAAUGUGGUGAUGCAGGAGGCAAUUCAGUUCAACAGAAUAAUUGUAAGGGAACUUCCAUUGUUGUUAAUAAUGGGGAACAGGCUGACACAUCAACAGAAACUAUAAUUUUUCAGACUUGCCCCACAUCAACAGAUUCACAUACAAAUCAAGAAGCUGGGAAGGAUAGAAAUCUGGUUCAUGACCCCUGUAACUCAGUUGAUGGUAAGGAGAUUACCAAGGUUUUGCUUAGUCCAUUCCUAGCAGAAACAGAGAGCUCUGGUGAAGAAAGUGACCGUUCAAUAAUCCUUUUCUCAGAAGGGGAGAUAUGUAGGAAGAGGUCUGUUGGUGAGGAAGAAGCAGACAAGAAAAAUUUGCUCAAUGGAAGCAAAGGAACCAGAAGCAGCUCUGCCUCAGAGACCAAAAAGAAAAGCAAGAAAGGUCAGUUGCAAGACAGGCAGUCAGGGAAUUCAAGUGUCAGUUCUACCAGCAAGGAUGUCUCUCAAGAAAAAACAAGGAUGAGAAAACCUCAAAAGAGAAAGCCACAUUUAGAUGAGAGCACUUCCUCUGACAGUGAAGUCCUGAUCACAAGGAGCAGGAAGGUUGAUAUGGGACAGAUACUCUCAUGUCCUUCAAAAGGGGUGCCGCAGAAGACUCGCUCCAUACAUUCAGAAGAGGAAACGGAAGAAGAGGAUGUAUCAUCACACACCCCAGACAGACAGCGGCAAAAUGGGAGAAGAAGCACGGAAGAGAACUCAAGUCCUGGGGGCACUUCCUCUGGAUCUUUGCAAAGGGUCAAACAUCAGCUUCAAAAGGAAAGGGAAACUAAACUUGAUGUUUCUAGUGAAGUGAUGAGAAAGAUGAAGGGGGGGGAAAAAGUUUCCUUAGAAGAGAACAGUUCAGACAGUGACGGCAAUGACGAUGAUAGUCUCAUAACAGAAGAAGAAAACAACAGUUACCUAAGUACAUCUCUGAUGUCUGACCCGUGCUCUAGCAUCGACAGCUUCACUGGCUUCUAUGACCGAUCCUUUUAUCCAAGCCGAUGUCAUGAGCUAAGAUUAGACUUGACGAGGAGGGUGGCAAAAAUUUCAACUGGGAAUGGGUGGGAGGUAAGAGCUUGUGGACGCUGAUGGCAACAUGUGAGGGGGGAUUGAAAGGUCGGUCCUGGCUCAGCCUCAAGGAGCGGUUCCGCAUGAGCAUCGUCAAGCACCUUCACAGCUUUAACCUCUCGGAUGAUGAGAUCCUCAAGUUCGAGAAAUAUGGGAAUCGCUCCAAGAAUCAAAAGAUUACUCACAGGCAUCAACCAGAUGCCUCGGUAUACAAGUUCGCCAAAAUCCGAUUGAGCCCUCGGACCAAGAAGCGCAGUGCGACGAGUAGUGUAUCAGAGUCAGAGGUCCCUAGAGAACAAAAGGAGGAGGUGUCAAGGGAGAGGAGUGAGAGUGAAAAAGAAAGAAAUGUUAGUGGAAGAAGGGAUGGAGAAGAACAAACAAGCACAUCUGUUGGACACGCGAGCAAUAGUGACAACGGUCGCUUCAAACUUCCACUGACUGAAGAGAAAGAAAGGGCCUACUCGCCUGAAAUCCCCCUCUUAGAAGGAAGUGUUUUUGAAAAGAAACGAAAACUGUAUUCUGAACCAGAGGGGAAUAAGGUGUUGACUCCACAGGUUAUGAGUGUGGAGGAGAAUGUGGAUGAAGGGAAAAGGAUAAAGAGGAGGAAAUUAGAUGAUAGUUUUUUUGGUGAAAAGGGAAUAGGAGAAAGAGGAAUAAAAGGGGAUAGAGGAAGUAAGCAGGAAAGAGAAGUAAGUACAGACAUGCAUGUAGACGACAGUGUAGAGGGUCAUGUGGAGUCAGAUGAUGAACUACCCUUGCUAAUCUCCAGGGACAAAGAAGUAGAGAGUGAUGUGGAAAUAACUGCUAAGAUAGCAGAAGAACAGGAAACAGAGGAAAGGAAAGUAAAUGACAGUAUAGAAAUAGGAAAUGAAAAUAACUUUGAUAAUAAUCAAACUGGUGAAGAAAUAGCAGCACCUCCAACAGCAGUGAAUUCCUUGGUGGCAAGUGAUCAGUCAGGACCAAUCAGUCCAGAAAUUGAUAAGGAGAACAUAUCAAGAACACCUGUGACUUUCAUCCCAGAAAAUGAACGAAGACUGUCCCCAAGGAAAAGAAACAGCAUGAACUUCACCCAGACCCCUUCCAGCACCACAUCUCAGAGUGAGACAAAGAGAAAGAAGGAACGUAAUUCUCUGCCUGCCACAGUCAGCUCCCAUGACAAGAGAGUGACACGACGUUUCUUGGAAUUGGAGAAAACCCUUCCGAGACAGAAAUUAAGGGUUCGUCCAUUACACAAGAACAAGUGAAAAUUUUAUGUAGCUUUGUGGAUGUUUUAUUUCUUUACUUUUUUUUUAUUUGAUAAAAGGCUUGAGGCUUUGGUUUUAAAAGAUGAAUUUAGUGCAUAGUAUGAUUUUAUGUCUUGAGAAGAUGUAAAGAAAAGGAAAGGAAGUUUUAUGGAAUGUGAAUGCUAGAGAAUGAAGGUAUUUUUCUAAUUUUUUUUUUUAUUCUAUUGCACUUGAUAGGAUUUGUAAUCACCUAGAUGUAGGUUAGUUUUUUUAAGGCUUUACUGUCCAGAAUUCUUGUAUUUAGGUUGAACAAAAGUUUGUAGUUGGUGUAAAUAUUAUAUGUAUAUUUUUUAUGAAAGUUUUCUUUUUUGGCAUGCAAGGAGACAGCUUUAUAUGACAAAAAAUUUAAAUGCCACUUUUUUAUAUAAAAUGUACAUACAUGCUACAGUUUAGGGUGUAUUGCAACAGUUGGAUGUUUAAAAGAAUACAAACACAUUUACAUCAUGCAGAUCUUGGUUCUUUUGUAAAGGUUUAGGUAGUGUCCCUCUUGCCAUUCUAGGGGAUGAUGCGCAGAGCUGAGGAGUACAGUAGGUAUUUUUAGACUAAAAAUUGUCCACUGAUUUUAACCCAUUAAUGACAGGUAAAAAAAAAAAAAAAAAAAAAGUCUUGCAAGAACAAUAAUCACACAUUCUUUGAUAGUUAUUUGUCUUUCUAGUAGAGUGAGAGACCUCAUUACAGCAAUCAAUGACAAGGUGAGACAUCACCUGGCUCCUAGGAUUAUUUGCCAUGUUGUGGUAGCUCUUCACCUGUCACCAGAUGGUUUUAAUUUAUAUACCAAAAAAGUGCCAAUUGCUACAGACUCUCAGCACUGAGGGUAUUGGACCCAGAAUAUAAAAAGGGAAGUGUGCAAAACCAUGAGAAAAUAUUAAUAGUUCUGUUGGUUUCUUGCUGCCACAGAUUUUUUAACAGGUACUACUGUUAAUGAAUUGAGCUUUUCCUAGCAGUUACAUAAUUCAGGAAUAAUAAUUACAUAAAUUUGAUAUUGUAGGAUUCACUAAGUGUAAAAGUAUGGACAGAACUUCACAUCUCAUGACUUUUUUUUUUUGUUAUUGGUGUAUAUUAUAAAUUGUUCUUUGCUGUUUUCUUGCUCAUUUCUUCAGCUUCUCUUACCCAUUUUUAUUCUAUAUUUCUUCUUGGAUGGUUUUAUAAAUGAUUUCGAGUGUUGCAGUUUUGAGGAUACCAUGAAUCAUGUACAUCUACUACUAUAAAAAUGGAGGGAAAAAGUCAUAUAUACACUAUCCUAUUUGUCUUUAGAAAUGGCAGAGUUUCUUGCUGUUACUUGCGAAGUAAAUAUUGUAUCUACUGUAUUAAAGUCAACACUAUUCUGGGGUUGAUUUCAACAGUACAAAAUAUACAAAACAUAAUUUUACAAAACGUGAUAUUAAGGAAAAAAAUGAAUAUACGUCUUCAUGUGCUGUGAAGCCCCCAAAAUUUUAUUUCAUUAAUUUUCCUCACUAAGUUGUUGACUCUGUUUAUUACAGAAGUGUCAUUUUAGAUGUAAGCAGAUAUCUUGUACUUUGUAUUGUUAUUGAUAUUAAUCAAGACUCCCAAAACUUGUAUGAUUACCCCAUUUAAGAAUAAAUAAUAAUGGAGAAAAAAGUGCUAUUAAAUGUUUUUUAAAAAUCAGUAUAUGUAUUUAGGAAAAUUAUUUAGGAUAUUUGCAGCAGCCAUGAAAUUUAAGGAAAUUAUAUUAUAAGUAUAAGCAGGAGUCGUGAUACGUUAAGAUUUCAUACGUGGUAGCAAAUUUAUGUUUAGUGGUUACCUAAAAGAGCCUGUUUUAGAAAAUGGAUUUUAACUGUUAAAAACAACAGAAUGUGUAAUAUGUCUCAGUUUCAGUUGCCUUUUUAAUUUGAUUUCUGUGGUAACACAUAUGAUUGUGAAACUGAUAUCUGCUGUGAGAAAAAUUAGAUUUUUAAAAUACAUGGGGCAUGUCUGCAGACAUGUGGUUGACUGACCUUGGGCUAUGUUCGCCCUAUUCUAUCCUGCCACCAUUUCUGUGUCUGAGAACUUCACACACCAAAGCCUUAAUUUUGACAUGCAUUUAUUUCAACCAUACCUGUUAUUUAUCAGUGCAGGGUGGGACAAAGAAGUCUGACAUAUACAAGUUUAGGGGUUUAUGGGCUAUGAAAAGUAGUUCUCACAGGUGAAUUUGUACUUAGAUUUCUAUGCAUUCAUUUGUUAAUGGGUUAUUCCAAGUGGGGAAGAAAUGAUAGCCUACCAGGUUCUAAAUAUUAUUUGUUUGAAACCAUUUUUACUUUUAUUUUUUUUAUUUUUUUGUUUCAGUGUCAUUAUAGAAAACAAGAAAAUAUGGUUACACCUUAAGUUAGACUUUCCUGAAAGUGUUUCUACAUGAGUAGCCUUUGAAUUGAAUAAGUUUCUAAAGUAAGCAAUGUUUAUAUGACUUGGAAUUGCAAAUUCUAGCCACAUAUUCAAAUUCUGGAACUAAUUUUUUUCACCUAUUACAACUUGUAAAGUGUAUUUACAUAUAUAUUUGAAUUUGUUCCUUAAUGGAUGACGAUGCAAUGUAAUUGAUAACUGUGUACCUUUGGUUGGAUUAUGAUUCUGGAGGAAUCUGUAAUACUGUUAAAGUCAUAUCCUAUAUCUUUUUCAAAUCUUGUAUUUGAAACAACAUAUAUGAAUAUUAUUGUUAUUAGAAUACUUUAAGUGUUGUAUAUACUCUUCCAUACUCUCCACUUUAGCAGUGCAAGUGGACAUCCUCAAUUGUAGGGGUGCUUUGGUUAACACAAAGGAAAAUUAUCUUUCUUAGGUACUACUGCUAUGUACCAGUUGUAAGUCAUCCAAUUAAAAGUUAUUUUACGGGGCUAUUUGGUAGUGUUAAAUCAUUACGUGUCCUUAGCAUGAAAUGCCUCCCAAGAUGUAUUAAAUAUAUACAUAAUUCAAAAUACAAGAUAGAGAGAAAAAACAUCUAUAAGGUUAAAGAAAGGAAUACACUUAAUAUCUCAUCAUAUAUUUUACAAGUAUGAACAAGACUAAAACACCAAUACCAUUUUACAAAAUAUAUUCUUCAAAUAAGCAACUUGCCAUAACUGGAAUGUUGUGCAUUAUAUAUCUCUUUAUCAUGCUAUUUUAAAAUUUAAAACAGAAUCAUGGUGUGUUGUAUUUACUUACAUACAGACACAAGAGAGACUGAAAACUAGCUGAUGAGGAGAUACUCUUUAAUAAAUGCUGUUUAUGAAGCACCAUCUAAAAUUAUAUGUAUAUACAUCAAUAUUAACAAAUGGACAUGCCCGAGAGUCAAGAAAAAGGAAAAGCCAAGAGAGGAUAACAGGUUUUGAAUUUUCAGGAUUAAGAGUGGAUAGCAUAAAAAAAAAAAA